GAUCGUGGCAUUCCGUCAUUGAAUUCGACAACAACGCUAGUUGUCAAAGUCGAAGAUCAAAGUGACCAACCUCCAGAGUUUGAGAAAUCUUCUUACCGUGCUGAUAUUGAUGAAAACGAUCCUGUGGUAGGUAGCGAUUAAUUAGAAUAUUAUCUCGAUUGAUUAGAAAAUUAUAUCGAUUGAUUUGAAUGUUACCUCGAUUAAUUAGAAUAUUACCUCGAUUGUUUAGAAUAUGAUCUCGUUGAGUUUUACUUUUGCUCGUUUACUGCAAUUAAGUCACAUAUUUGUUGUUAGGAUACCAAAGUUGUUCAAACCAAAGCAUUUGAUGGCGAUCGAGGGAUUGAUAAGCCUGUGGAAUAUGUCAUUGUUGAAGGUAGAGUAUUAUCAUUGCUACGUUCGUUUGUCGGUUGAUCUGUCAGAUUUUAACUUAAACAGUUUGUAUCUUACCUACGAGUUUCUGUUUUUCUUGAAGGUGACGACAACCAUUACUUCAAGAUAGACAACUCCACAGGAACAAUUUAUAUCAACUCAACUAUUGACAGAGACGUGGGCAUUGAUUUUUUUGAAUUGACUGUUGAG
Messenger RNA from Paramuricea clavata, 579 nucleotides. The record is from the annotation of a GenBank genome assembly. NCBI's taxonomy places the organism in Eukaryota, Metazoa, Cnidaria, Anthozoa, Malacalcyonacea, Plexauridae.